GCCCACACAAACAAACCGCGUCCAAACCCGGAGCCAGACCCGCGCCAGACCCGAGCCCCAAACCGACCUGCGCCAGGACAGGACACGUCCGAACGGGUCCAGGUCUGGUCCCCCACCCCCGGGUCCCCGAGACAUGUCCGCGUGCUCGUGAUGCGCGUGCGUAAAGAGCCGCGGUGCGUAAACAGCGAGAGCCAAACGGGAUAUGAACCAACGGAACCGGGACCUGUCCGGGAACACAGCUGCGUCCUCUAGGAGACAAGGACACGAGGACACGAGGUCAUGGCCCGGCCCUGGACUUGGACCCAGGUCCUGGUUCUGGUCGUGGUGCAGUCUGUGUGGGCGGGGCAUCGGAACCUGUUGCCCGACGACCACGUGGUUGCCACGGUGAACGCCACGGCCACCGACUCCAAGGGGAACCUCGUCCACAUCAGCAGCUCCGAGGACGCUCUGUUUGGUCUUCACUCGCCCAAGACCGAAACCCGAGGACUCCUGCUGGCGCCGACGCCGCACAACGGAGUUGUGGACCUCCAGGGCUGUGAUCCUCAGACCCGGUUCAGUCCUCCUCGCUCGGUCCAGUGGGUGGCGCUGAUGCAAAGAGGAAACUGCACGUUCAGAGAGAAAAUCCAGAGAGCGGCUUCGUACAAAGCCAGCGCCGUCCUGAUCUACAACAACAGCAGCAACGAGACCGUACGCAUGGGACACGAAGGUACCGGUCCUGUUGUGGCGGUGAUGAUCCCGGAGCUGUUUGGCAGGGAGCUCCUGUCGCUCCUGGAGAGGAACCUGACGGUGCAGGUGCGGGUCCUGGUCGGGGCCCGGUCUCAGAACUCGUCCCGGUCUUCGUUGGUCUUUGUCUCCGUGUCCUUCAUCGUCCUGCUCGGGGUCAGCUCGGCCUGGCUCCUGUUCUACUGUGCACAGAGACUCCGCGGGUCCACCAGGGGGCGCACCCAGAGAGGAUUUGGAGACGCAGCGAAGAAAGCGAUCAGAAAACUGACCACACGAACCGUCCGGAGAGGAGACAAGGAGACAGACCCAGACUUUAAUCACUGUGCCGUGUGCAUCGAGUCCUACCAGCUCAACGACGUGGUCCGAAUCCUGCCCUGCAAACACGUGUUCCACAAAGGCUGUGUGGACCCGUGGCUGAACGAGCACUGCACCUGCCCCAUGUGCAAACUGAACAUCCUGAAGGCGCUCGGCAUCGUGACCAGUAUCCCGUGUGUGGACUCGGUCUCGUUGGACGGAUCCCGGUACAGUCCCGCCUCCCGGAGCCAGAGGACCCCGCUGAGUGACUCCCUGCAGCCGUCAAUCAUCCUGGAACCCAGCCCCGCCCACCCAGAGGCCACGCCCACUGACAUUACCAUCACUGUGACCAGUGGAGUGCAGCUCUUCUCGCCCGUCGCGCCCCCUCGUGGCGUCGCCGAGGUGGAGCUCCCAGAAUCAGACUUUUACGAAGACAAGUCCUGAUCGCGGCCCUGGACUCUGGUCUGGUCCGUGGAGGUCUGCGGCGCCAGGACCCGGUCUGGAACCCCCGGAGCCCGCCGCCGUGGAACGCUUCUUUUGGUUCUUCCACUUGGGGACUCGAUCAGACCUGGACCUGGAUCCGGACCCGGAGCGUAUUUUGUAGGACUUGUGCCGAACAGUAUAAACGCCGGCUGUAUUUAAACCACUGAACGUAUCCUAUAAACAUGUGGCUAAUGUAGUGAGCCGCACCUGCACCGAGACGCCCCGACAAACGCACAACGACACAAACACUACGUCCAUCGUGUGUGCUCCGUUUGUGCUGCAAAAAGUUUUGUUUGUGCUGCUUUUGUUUUGGAGAUAUUAACGAUUAUUUUAUAGGUUAAAUUAGCAUCAGCAGCCUCCAGUAAACUUCGAAAUGCUCUAAAACGACACAAAAUGAGGCAGGGACUCUC
Boleophthalmus pectinirostris (great blue-spotted mudskipper) is the source of this 1910-nucleotide messenger RNA. It is a transcript of the gene rnf130, whose product is annotated as ring finger protein 130. Bases 280 to 1461 code for a protein of 393 amino acids. The record is from RefSeq and is a predicted model, not a curated record. NCBI's taxonomy places the organism in Eukaryota, Metazoa, Chordata, Actinopteri, Gobiiformes, Gobiidae. The transcript has 9 exons.